Molecule: messenger RNA, 945 nt
Organism: Adineta ricciae
Lineage: Eukaryota; Metazoa; Rotifera; Eurotatoria; Adinetida; Adinetidae
Source: the annotation of a GenBank genome assembly
AUGGCAUUCGUCGUUGUCACGUGGCGUUGUUUCAAGAAAUACUUACCGUUAAUCACUUCGUUUAUAUUCUUCCUUAUUCUAUUCUAUACAAACGCUGUUGUAACAACAAUUGCUGAUCGUAUUGCACCUUAUUAUCAAGCUGCUCUACCUGAUGUUGGUCAUAAACUGUUACCCUAUUGGACUUAUUAUCAAGUGAAUAAUUACACAAUUAUUGUUGCGUAUGUGUUCGUCUUCAUACGAUUUUUGCCUCAAUCAGAUAUUCGCAUAACUGUUUUCCGUCGAUGGUUUUUCGUUCAAGGUCUAAUGUUUGGCAUGCGUAGUAUUUCCAUUUAUAUCACUUCAUUGACAGUACCACAGCCGGGUUGCAUCACAAAUGUAACAGCACUAGCUACACCAGCUGUUGAAGCGUUUUAUGUCAUCGUCGGAAUACAUGCAACUUGUGGCGAUGUACUUUUCUCGGGUCAUACAGUAGCAUUGACUAUUUGUGCUCUUUGUUGGACAACUUAUGCUCGCGCAGAUGAAUAUCGACCGUUUGUAUUUCUCUAUCGAAAAUGUGGAUGUACACGGCAAUUUCAUUUUCCAGAAUGGUUAUUCUAUCCAAAACUAGAUGCCGUAGGAGAUCCCAUGACAUUGUAUUUCACUACCUACAUUGUUUGGCUAUAUUCAAUUAUGGGUUAUUUAUUCAUCAUUGCAACGCGAUUUCAUUACACUGUUGAUGUUUUUCUCGGAUGUUUGUUGACGGUGUUAACUUGGUAUACAUAUCAUUCUUAUGUGAAAAGACUUUUAGAGAAAAGAAGGUUUAUCAUUGCUCGAAUAUUCGUAUGGUUUGAAGGAUUAGAAGGUGAUGCGACAACAUCAAUAAGUUUACUCAAUGGACCUGUUCUCAACCAACCUACAGAACUACCACCUGUUGCUGUUGUUACUGCCGGUGAUGCGCAAAGGUGA